Messenger RNA from Medioppia subpectinata, 531 nucleotides. The record is from the annotation of a GenBank genome assembly. NCBI's taxonomy places the organism in Eukaryota, Metazoa, Arthropoda, Arachnida, Sarcoptiformes, Oppiidae.
UGAAUGUCAAACACAACACAAAAACAGUGUAUUUGUUGUCAACAAACAAACCGUUCAUUCAAUUCAUACCGUAUUUAUUGAUCACGUUUUCAAUACUAAUCCAUUGAUCGGCCGAAACCAUCUAUGGAUCAGAUGGACGACAACAGUCUUCGGUACGAACUGGAGUCCAGAGGACAGGACAUCGGACCCAUUGUUGACUCGACCCGAGAGUUGUAUAGAAGACUAUUGAAGCGACUGUUGGAGGAAGAGAUGGAUCGACUCAUGGGUGACGAAGAGUCGCCGUUAGACGCCAUCGAUGGCGACGACGACCAGACACGGGACGAGUCCGACCACCAGAAGGAGAAGACAGACGUUAAGUACGAGAAGUCUUCGUCGAGAUCCAAGUUUUUGGUCUUUUUAUUGACACUUUUCUUAUGCGUUGUUUUCGCGUAUUUUGUCAAAAGUGUCAAAAAAUAGUUCAUUAGUUGUCUUUGAAAACAAUAGUUUUAUUCAUAAUCCAGUCGUUUAUCUCAAAAUCCAAGUGUUUUAUUG